Messenger RNA from Fusarium keratoplasticum, 2109 nucleotides. RefSeq lists its product as uncharacterized. NCBI's taxonomy places the organism in Eukaryota, Fungi, Ascomycota, Sordariomycetes, Hypocreales, Nectriaceae. Gene Ontology annotation, cellular component: cytoplasm; membrane; microtubule. Bases 1 to 2109 code for a protein of 702 amino acids. The record is from RefSeq and is a predicted model, not a curated record. The transcript has 2 exons. Gene Ontology annotation, molecular function: GTP binding; GTPase activity; microtubule binding.
AUGGUCAUGACCAAGCUCACCUCCGACGGCCUCAGUGGUCUUUGCUCUAAGGAGAAACUGCAACUCCUGGACACGGUCGACUCCCUUCGUUCUCAUGGCAUCAGCCACUACAUCUCCCUCCCUCAAAUCAUUGUCUGCGGCGACCAAUCCUCUGGCAAGAGUUCUGUCCUCGAAGCCAUUUCGGGUGUCUCCUUUCCAGUCCGUAGCAAUGUCUGCACCCGCUUCCCUACCGAGCUGGUUUUGCGAAAGACUGCUCAUACUGGUGUCAAUGUCCGCAUUGUCCCACAUCAUUCCCGCCCAGAGUCCGAACGGAAGACCCUGGCCAGUUUCCAGGAGACUCUUGACGCCUUUGACGAGCUCCCUGAGCUGAUUGAGCGUGCGAAGGCUGCCAUGGGCAUUACCACCCUCGGCAAAGCCUUUUCAAACGACCUCCUUCGCAUCGAAAUCAGCGGCCCAGAUCGCCCUCACCUCACCAUCGUUGACUUGCCAGGUCUCAUUCAUGCCGAGACCAAGAGCCAGUCGCAGGCCGAUGUGGAGAUGAUCAAAAAGGUGGUCAAGGGCUACAUGAAGGAACCACGAAGCGUCAUACUUGCCGUCGUGUCUGCCAAAAACGACUACGCCAAUCAAAUUGUUCUACAGUUGGCUCAGCGAGCUGAUCCCAAGCGCAACCGAACCCUCGGAGUCAUCACAAAGCCCGACACUCUCCACCCUGGCUCCGAGAGUGAGCGGAGCUUCAUCAAUCUGGCCAACAACAAAGAUGUUGAGUUUCGCCUCGGUUGGCACGUCCUCCGAAACAGAGACUCUGAGAAGGACUCUUGGGGCCAAGAAGAGCGGAACGCCAUGGAACGGGACUUCUUCUCCACGGGUGACUGGGCUUCUCUCAGUGCAUCUGACUGGGGCAUCGACACGCUCAGAAACAGACUCAGCAAGCUUCUUGUUCGACAAAUCGCUUCCGAGAUCCCUCACUUGAUCAACGAGAUUUCCGCCAAAGCCGAGUUGCGUCAACAUCAACUCGACCAACUGGGCCAGCCAAGGGCUACGAUUGGCGAGCAGAGAACCUACCUCAUUCAGAUUGGCCAAGAUUUUCAGGCCAUUGUCAAGGCUGCAACCGAGGGAAACUACACGAACCCCUUCUUUGAAGAUGCCAUGUCCGAGGCAGGAUACCAAAAGCGCUUCCGGGCUGUCAUCCAGAACCUUGGCCAGGACUUUGCCAAGGAGCUCGACAACGACGGAAAGCAUAUCCAAAUCAGCGACGAACCGAGGGAAGAAUUCGCUAUCGGUGGCCCUACCAUGACCCGACAAGAAUAUCUUGACAAGAUUGUCAAACUGAUGAAAAGAAGUCGUGGCAGAGAGCUUCCUGGCAUGUUCAACCCCUUGAUCGUGGCUGAUCUAUUCCGAGAACAGUCUUCGCCAUGGGGAGAUCUGGUUCGAACACAUGUCAAGAACGUCUGGGAUGGUGCUCGCGAAUUUCUACGACAUGUUGUCAUACACACAGCCAACUUGACCACUGCAGAUACACUGCAAGAGUUUGUUCUCAUACCGAAGCUGGACAAAAUUUUCAGAAGGCUAAGCGAGAAGGUUGAGGUGCUACUCAGCCAACAUCAAGAAGGCCACCCAAUCACCUAUAACGACUCCUUCAUCGACACGCUGCAACAGACCAGAAUUGAGCGGCGAACGGCAGAAGUUUUUGAUGCACUGAAAACCAAAUUCGGCGGGGUAGACACUCUCACAGCCAGUACAUUCAGGUACUCAAGUUUUGACUUGAGGGACGUGGCUGAAAGCCUGGCCAGCCCCCCAAAGUCGGACAUGAACUACUUUGCAGCUGAGGAGGUACUUGAUGCUCUCGAGGCUUACUAUAAGGUGGCCAUGAAGAGAUUCAUUGACGAUGUGGCCGUUGAGGCAAUCGAAGCCGGCCUGGUUGCCGAACUUGGAAAGCUCAUCGAUCCCGUCAGUGUGUCUAUGAUGUCGAACAACGAACUGAAUCAAGUUGCCGGAGAAACGGAGGUCAGCAAGACGUUGCGCAAGGACCUCGAGACUGAGCUGGAGGUGUUGAAGGGCGGCAUGGCAAUCUGCAAACAGUUUGCUGGUUUUAGUUUCCUCGGUGAGUAA